Molecule: messenger RNA, 1692 nt
Organism: Spea bombifrons (plains spadefoot toad)
Lineage: Eukaryota; Metazoa; Chordata; Amphibia; Anura; Pelobatidae
Gene: TFCP2
Product: transcription factor CP2
Exons: 15
Coding region: 141-1634 (497 amino acids)
Biological process (GO): positive regulation of transcription by RNA polymerase II
Cellular component (GO): nucleus
Molecular function (GO): DNA-binding transcription activator activity, RNA polymerase II-specific; RNA polymerase II cis-regulatory region sequence-specific DNA binding
Source: RefSeq, a predicted model, not a curated record
CAGUAACUUCACCCGUCGGGGCUUGAGGACAUAGUGUUUAUGGACAGGCUGUAGCUGCCAUUGCUGGUUGUGGUCCCACCCAGGUGGUCGCAUUUACCUGUAGCAACAGUUUCGGUGCCGGUAACAUCCCAAUCGGAACCAUGGCCUGGGCUUUAAAGCUGCCCCUGGCGGACGAAGUGAUCGAGUCCGGCUUGGUCCAAGACUUCGAUGCCAGCUUGUCUGGGAUCGGCCAGGAGUUGGGUGCGGGCGCCUAUAGCAUGAGUGAUGUGCUUGCCUUGCCGAUAUUUAAACAAGAGGAAUCUAGUCUGCCCUCUGAAAAUGAAAACAAAAUCCUACCGUUCCAAUACGUUCUCUGCACCGCUACCUCCCCUGCUGUGAAACUUCACGAGGAGACGCUCACGUAUCUCAACCAAGGUCAGUCCUAUGAAAUCAGGAUGUUGGACAAUCGAAAGUUGGCAGAGCUGCCUGAAAUCACCGGGAAGAUGGUUAAGAGCAUCUUCCGUGUGGUUUUUCACGACAGGCGUCUUCAGUACACCGAACACCAGCAGCUGGAAGGGUGGAGAUGGAACAGGCCUGGGGACAGAAUACUUGACAUUGAUAUUCCCAUGUCGGUGGGUAUAAUUGACCCAAGGACACAUCCAAACCAGCUAAACACUGUUGAGUUUUUGUGGGAUCCUUCAAAAAGAACAUCUGUGUUUAUUCAAGUUCAUUGCAUUAGCACUGAAUUCACCAUGCGGAAACACGGAGGCGAGAAAGGUGUUCCCUUCCGGAUCCAGAUAGACACCUUUAAGGAGAACGAGAACGGAGAAUAUACAGAGCAUAUACACUCGGCCAGCUGUCAGAUCAAGGUCUUCAAGCCAAAAGGCGCUGAUAGAAAACAGAAGACGGACAGGGAAAAGAUGGAGAAGCGGACGCCGCAGGAGAAAGAGAAAUACCAGCCUUCUUAUGAAACCACCAUUCUCACAGAGUGCUCACCUUGGCCAGAGAUCACAUUUGUCUCAAAUGCUCCUUCCCCUGGGUUUAACACUUCUUCUCACAGCUUUCCAAUUGGGGAAGGGAAUGGUUCUCCAAAUCACCAGCCUGAGCCUCCUGCCCCUAUUGCUGAUAACCUCUUGCCUACAUCAACCCCUCAGGAGGCACAACAGUGGCUACAUAGAAAUAGAUUUGCUGCAUUCUCGCGGGUUUUCACAAAUUUCUCAGGUGCAGAUUUAUUAAAGCUAACUAGGGAUGAUGUUAUCCAGAUCUGUGGUCCUGCUGAUGGCAUUCGACUAUUUAAUGCGCUUAAGGGACGGAUGGUGCGGCCGAGGCUCACUAUUUACGUUUGCCAGGAGUCGCCGCAAAUGAGGGAUCACCAUCAGCAGAAACAUGAGAAUGGAGAUGCAGGAAAUGGUGCUUUCUUUGUGUAUCAUGCCAUCUAUUUGGAAGAGCUCACGUCUGUGGAGUUGACUGAAAAGAUAGCCCAGCUCUUCAGUAUAUGCCCUCAUCAGAUCAACCAGAUAUACAAACAAGGGCCUACUGGCAUUCAUGUUCUUAUCAGCGAUGAGAUGAUCCAAAACUUCCAGGAUGAGGCUUGCUUUGUUUUGGAUACAAUGAAAGCUGAAACUAAUGACAGCUACCACAUCAUCCUGAAAUGAAGUGCUGGCAAUACGUGGCUUGACACUGUUCCUGGACCUUUUGUGAGCCCAUCAAAAA